AAAAAAAUUAAAAAACACUUUGAGUCAUAUAUAGUCAUUUAAAAAAACAUUAGCAUAGUCCUUGACAAUAUUUACCACUCCCAGAUAUCAUAUCAUAUCUUUCUUCCAGCAAAUCAAAGACAACUACACCUUUGACAGAAACGUUUAUGAACAGGCAUUACAUCUUUCAUAAACCACAAGCAUCAGGACUGUUUGUAAAAUGAGGAGAGUUACAAGACUCGGUGUUUUACUUAUUUGUGUCAUAGUUUACACUUUAUUGUAUAUGACGUUUAUCAGACAUCAGGAAAGCGAUAAUGACAAGAUACAAAGGCCAGAAGAUCUGGAAGUUCUUAAAAGACUGGAGGUUAUAGAAGAUCAGGUUAAAAAAAUAGCUAAAUCUAUAGUGAUCAGAAAUGAAGAAGAGAAGAAAUCUGACGUGUUGGGAAAAAAUGUAAUAAAAGUCGAAGUGAAGAAGUUGUAUCCAGAUUCACCUCUCUUCAGAUUGUGGGGAGAUGAACUUUCAGAGGAAGAACAGAAAGAAGCAAAAAAGCUCUUCCAGGACUAUGGCUACAAUGUUUUCCUGAGUAACAGAUUACCUAUCAACAGAUCUAUCCCUGAUACUCGGCACCAAAAGUGUGCGGAGAAGAUCUACCCUAAGGACCUUCCAAACAUUAGCGUGGUUCUGAUCUAUUUAAAUGAGGCUCUGUCAAUCAUACAGAGAGCUAUCUGCAGCAUCAUAGACAGAACACCGCCUCAUCUGCUAAAGGAGAUCAUCUUGGUCGACGACCACAGUUCUAAUGCGGAUCUGCAGUCAGGUCUGGAUAAAUAUAUAAAUCUUAUACAUAAAGAAAAGCCUGGCUUGCUUAAAAAAGUGAGGCACAAAAGGCAGAUGGGUCUUGCGAAGGCGAGAAUCUCGGGCUGGGAGGCGGCCACAGGCCAAGUGAUAGCCAUUCUGGAUGCUCACAUUGAGGUUCAUAAGCAAUGGGCAGAGCCGCUUCUUGCCAGAAUCAAAGCAGACAGGACUAUAGUGUUGUCCCCAGUGUUUGACAAGGUGCUUUUUGACACCCUGGAAGUUCUUCCCUAUCAGCCGGCAGCUCACGCCUUUGACUGGGCCCUUUGGUGCAUGUAUGAGUCCUUCCGACCAGAAUGGUACACACUUAAUGACCCAUCAGAACCAGGAAAGAGUCCCUCUGUAAUGGGCAUCCUCGUCGCCGAUCGACAGUUCUUGGGAGAAAUUGGUGUUUUGGAUGAAGGAAUGACUAUUUAUGGGGGCGAGAAUGUUGAACUAGGAAUACGUGUCUGGCUUUGCGGUGGGAGUAUUGAAGUGGUACCGUGUUCCAAGAUCGCACACAUAGAGAGAGCACACAAGCCUUAUUCACCAAAUCUCAGCAAGCCCAUGGUUAGAAAUGCCUUGAGGGUGGCAGAAAUAUGGAUGGAUGAAUAUAAAUCGAAUGUGAAUAUUGCCUGGAAUCUCCCUUUUAAGGAUCAUGGGAUCGAUAUCGGAGAUGUGACCGAAAGAAAAGCAUUACGAGAGAAACUUCAUUGUAAACCCUUUAAAUGGUACUUGGAAAAUGUUUAUCCACUGCUAGACACAUGGGAGGACAUCAUAGGUUAUGGUGCGUUAAAGAACGACCUGCAGAAAGAUAUGUGCAUUGAUCAAGGACCUGUUCCUGGAAGUGUACCAAUUUUGUAUGGAUGUCAUUAUUAUAGUCCUCAGUAUUGUUACUUAAACCGUAAUGGAGAGAUCUACAUAGGAGGCAUCAAAUCUCACAAAUACAAUUCUAACCGUUGUCUAAUGGAUUCUGGUUCUGGAAACACACCCACAUUAAAUGACUGUAAAAAUGGAUUCAAUAUGCAGUGGAAUUUUGCCCAGGGCACAGCAAUAAUAAAUAAAAAUACAAACCGAUGUCUUGAGAUUGCACAAGGAGAGGAUUCAUACUAUCAUCUUGUUUUGCAAAAGUGCACAGGUCAGAAAUGGAGAAUCCAACAUGCUGUCAAAGAAUUUUAA
Messenger RNA from Triplophysa dalaica, 1987 nucleotides. RefSeq names its product probable polypeptide N-acetylgalactosaminyltransferase 8. The coding region runs from base 200 to 1987 and encodes 595 amino acids. Lineage: Eukaryota; Metazoa; Chordata; Actinopteri; Cypriniformes; Nemacheilidae. Gene Ontology annotation, cellular component: Golgi apparatus. The record is from RefSeq and is a predicted model, not a curated record. The transcript is spliced from 11 exons.